Acipenser ruthenus (sterlet) is the source of this 2066-nucleotide messenger RNA. RefSeq names its product RNA-binding protein, mRNA-processing factor 2a. The transcript has 8 exons. The record is from RefSeq and is a predicted model, not a curated record. NCBI's taxonomy places the organism in Eukaryota, Metazoa, Chordata, Actinopteri, Acipenseriformes, Acipenseridae. The coding region runs from base 362 to 961 and encodes 199 amino acids. Gene Ontology annotation, biological process: negative regulation of smooth muscle cell differentiation. Gene Ontology annotation, molecular function: mRNA binding.
UAAUUGAUGACCAAAUUGAAAAGCAGAAGGAGAGAGACCACGGCGCAAACCCCCCCUUUAAAUUCCUUUCUUUCUUAAUUGAAAUUUAGGGCAAACAAGCUUCAUGUGAAGAGCUAAGGGGAUAAAAGUCUCUUUUUUUUCCUUCUCUCACCGUCACAGUGCACCUCUCCACCUAGAUCACCUUUAUUUUUCAUUUCAAUUUUUGUUUUAUACUUCCUUGGAUAUUUUGGCUGAAGCACGGCUUCACUUGGGCACCCCCUUUUCUGAAGUCUUUCACGAAACGGCACCAACUAAGGCACUUCAAGGUGAAAACUUUCUUUUCUUUUUUUUUUCUUGGACCAAGACGCUUAAAAGUUCCACAAUGAGUAACCUAAAAUCUGACAGCGAGCCUAACAAUAACAACGUUGAAGAGGAGGUCCGAACUCUCUUUGUCAGCGGCCUACCAGUUGAUAUCAAACCCCGGGAACUCUACCUGCUCUUUAGACCGUUCAAGGGUUACGAAGGUUCACUGAUUAAGUUAACAUCAAAGCAGCCUGUUGGGUUUGUUACCUUUGACAAUCGGACUGGUGCCGAAGCCGCGAAAAAUGCAUUAAAUGGAAUUCGCUUCGACCCAGAGAGCCCACAGACACUGCGAUUAGAGUUUGCAAAAGCCAACACAAAGAUGGCAAAGAGUAAACUGAUGGGAACACCAAACCCCAGUAACAUGCACCCUGCUCUGGGAGCACACUUCAUUGCACGGGACCCAUAUGACCUGACUGGAGCAGCACUGAUCCCUGCAUCUCCAGAGGCCUGGGCUCCCUAUCCACUGUACACCACUGAGCUGGCCCCUGGUAUCCCCCAUGCUGCCUUCACUUACCCAGCAGCGGCUGCAGCAGCUGCUGCACUUCACGCUCAGAUGCGCUGGUAUCCUUCUCCAUCUGACACUAGCCAGCAAGGAUGGAAGUCUCGUCAGUUUUGUUAAGUAUUUAAUACCAUUCAGGACCUGAAUAUUUUGUGUUCUCCCAUUUUUCUGUGGAGUGAUGUGACAGGUUGUACUGGGCUAUAUUAAUUUAAUCAGGUUUAUUUAAUGGACAAAUGUGCAUUAGCAACUCCUAUUCCAACUUUUUUCCUUUUUGAAGAAUCUAAAGGACUUUAAACCUGUGGACUACAAGUUUGAAGCUGAGGCCUAUUUGGAGUUUUCAUGGUACAAGCGCUGCACUUCAAAACUCUGUGCAAGGCCAAAAAUCAAUUGCAGAAAUGGACUUGUUGCUGAAAAAAUAAUUUAAAAAAUGUAAAUGAUAUAGCUGCUCUUUGGAGAAAAAAAAAAAAAAACCUCAAGACAAUCAAUGUGCAUGUUGAAGUUUCUGGCAUGAAUUAGAUUGCGAAGUUUUGUGUAUCCUUGUUUUAUAGUGCUUGUGUUGCCAUAGCAACAGGUCUCUGCCUAGUCAAUUCUUUGUUUUACUGUAUCUUUUGGUCUCUCACCUGAAUUUUGGCUUGAGUUGCUUACAAUGAAUGUUACUUUCAAGAUAGAGGCCAACUUCUGGUUAUUGGAGUUUUUUUGUUCAAAAUGGACAACAUUAUGCACUGGGUUUUAUGAUCUUGACAGAUGAAUCCUGCUUAGGAUGUAGGCUAUUUUUUUAUUUUAUUUUUUUCCCUUUCAAUGACCCAGCUUCUACAGAUCUACAUAAAUCCAUGUCUGAACCAGUCUUGCCAAAAUAUCAACUAUCUGUUCGGAGAAUAUUUGAACAAAUGAGUACAAGUAUUUUUGUACUUAAUUGUAUAAUGAAAUAUUUAUGCAUCAUUUUUGUGCAAUUAAAUAAGUAAUCUGUAUUAGUUUAAUGUCUAGUUUUUAGUUGAUUUAUACAUUUUUUUUGAAAGAUGCCGAUUUCUAUCUAUCCUGUUUGACGUAGUUUAUAAGAAGUGCAAUUGUAUAUGUAUCCAUUUUGUUUUUGGCUUGGUGUUAAAUACUAAAGUGUUCUAUGAAGGUGGCUGAAAUGUUCAUUUAAAGGAUUGCUGACGUAAGAUUGCUGUAAAAUAGCUGAUCUAUGAGGAUGUGAAACUGGAUAAUAAAGAGAUAUAAAAGCUAA